ACUACCCAAAACUAAGAAAACCCUUCCUUUUUUCUUGGAUUCUCUCUUAUAACCAAAUUAAGAUAAAUUCUCUCCAUUUUUUUGAUUUCACACACUGGAAUUUUCUGGUAAUUUAAAUUUCUUUUUAUAAGUUUUUAUGCGGUGGAUGUUUAUUUAAAUUUGUCUAUUUUUUAUAUUCAAAAAGAAAAAGAAAAACAAACCCAAAAUUCAUUUUUUUUGUUUCUUUAAUUUAUGAUGGCAGAGAUAUAGAAUGAAUGCCUCCUAAUUUUGACAGUGUCUUUUGUGGAGUAGCAGAAUUUUAAGCAUAUUUUCUUUUGUUCUCUUCUUGGUUUUCCUGCCUAUACAAGCCAAAACCAGCAGUACUAUUUGCCCUUUCCUCAGUCCUUUUCUGGUGCUGGUUUUUGCUGUUUGUGCGAAGCGGGCCCGACCCGACCAUCCACCCAAAUUUGGACUCAUAACAGUCUAUUAAAGUGAUGACACAAGGAGUUCCACAAUAUAUCAUUUAUUCUUCAAAUAACAAAACACAAAUUGGUUGUUAAUUGUACCAUUUCAUCUCCGUUUCUUAUAACUUCAAGCCAUGAAGUUUAUGAAACUUGGAUCUAAACCUGACACUUUCUACACUUCUGAAGCUGUAAGGUCAGUUUCCUCUGAAGUUUCUAGUGAUCUUAUAAUUCAAGUUCAUGGUAGUAGAUAUUUGCUUCACAAGUUUCCAUUACUGUCAAAAUGCCUGAGGUUACAAAAAUUAUGUGCAGAAUCCCCAGAUUCAUCACCCCACCAAAUGAUCCAACUCCCAGAUUUUCCAGGUGGGGUUGAAGCAUUUGAACUGUGUGCAAAAUUCUGCUAUGGAAUAACCAUCACUUUAAGUGCUUACAACAUCAUAUCUGCAAGGUGUGCAGCAGAAUACUUACAAAUGACAGAAGAAGCAGAAAAAGGAAAUUUGAUCUAUAAACUUGAGGUUUUCCUUAACUCUUGUGUUCUACAAGGGUGGAAAGAUUCAAUUGUAACAUUACAAUCAACAAAAAAAUUCCCAUCUUGGUGUGAAGAUCUUGGGAUUACUAGUAGGUGUAUGGAAGCUAUUGCUUGCCGAGUUUCAACCCACCCAUCAAAAAUCAGCCUCGCACGAACCCACUCAAGGCGGGGUGGUGGUGGUGGGGGUGGUGGUGGCGGCGGUGUUGGUGGGUCGGAGGGUGGCAAACAUGAGACUAUGAACAAUAAAGGGUGGUGGUCGGAGGACGUAGCCGAGUUGGGGAUUGAUCUUUAUUGGAGGACUAUGAUAGCAAUAAAAUCAAGAGGAAGAGUUCCUUCUAGUUUAAUAGGAGAAGCCUUACAAAUUUAUGCCUCAAAAUGGCUUCCUACAAAACAAGUAAUUCCUGAUAUUGAUUCAGAUAAAACAGGAGAAAAAACAUGCAAAUAUAGACUAUUACUUGAAUCAAUAAUUAGCUUACUCCCAUCUGAAAAAGGAUCUGUUUCUUGUAGUUUCUUGCUUAAGUUACUUAGAGCAUCAAAUUUACUUAAUGCAUCUCCUUCAUCAAAAAUGGAGUUAGCAAGAAGAGUAGGGAUUCAAUUAGAAGAAGCUAAUGUGAAGGAUUUGUUAAUACCCACAUCAUUAAUCGAAAAUCGGUAUGAUGUUGAUGUGUUUAUGGCCAUUUUAGAGCAGUUUAUGGCACAAGGACAGAGCCCUCCAACUAGUCCUCCUAGGACUAAAGGAAGAUUUGAUAGGAGGAGGAGGUCAAGAUCAGCUGAGAAUAUUGAUGUUGAGUUCCAAGAAAGUAGGAGAUCUUCUUCAGCUUCUCAUAGUGCUAAGUUGAAGGUAGCUAAGAUUGUUGAUAAGUAUCUUCAACAGAUUGCUCGUGACCCGAAAUUGCCCUUGUCUAAGAUGAUUGCUAUUGCAGAAGCUAUACCCAAUUUUGCGAGGAUCGAUCAUGACGAUCUUUACAAAGCCAUUGAUACUUACCUCAAGGCACAUCCAGAGCUCACAAAAGGUGAAAGAAAACGUUUAUGUCGAGUCUUAGACUGCAAAAAACUGUCCAUGGAAGCCUGCAUGCAUGCUGCUCAAAAUGAACUACUACCGCUCCGACUAGUAGUCCAAGUCCUUUUCUUCGAGCAAGCUCGAUCAGUCAUGGCGAGUGGUAAAGUCGCUGAUAUACCUCCGAACAUCAAGGCUUUACUCGCAGCACAAGACGAUGAUUCAUCUAGGCCUACUGGGGCAUUAAGUACCACAACGACUGUCCCUGGUGCCGAGGAUCAAUGGAGUGUAUCGGGCCUUAAAUCGCCCAAAUCGAAGAUCUCAACUCUCAAGAUGAAAUUAGUCGAGGAUGAGCUACAAGAAAAUGGUAUCGCGAAAGGGUUAAAGCUCAAGAAUCUUUGUUCUAUCCCUGGACGUCCUAAACGAAUGUUCAAUAAGCUGUUAUCGAUUAACAACAAAUGUGUGAGCGAAAAGAAUUUAAGAUGAAAAGAAUUAUUUUUCCAAUGUUGGGAUUUUUUAAAAAACUGGUUAAAAUAUUUUGCUUCUAGUGAGUAAAAAGAUAUUAGUUUAAUCGUAUCCUUCUGUAAAAUUAAUUAGGAAAAAAAAAUUUUAAAGUGAAUUGUUUAUGUAGCCUUAUUCCAAUAAUUAAUGUGAAGAGAAAUGAAUUCAAGGCUUGGGCGGGAAAAUCUCUUAAGGGAUACUCUCAAUUGGAGGCCAAAAAAAUUAGAAUUUGGUAGUUGUAAAUUUGUAAGCAUAUAAGGGACCAUAAGGUGGUUGUGUUUAUUUUACCAUAUAUUAUAUAUCAAAAAUUAAAAUUAUGUC
Molecule: messenger RNA, 2788 nt
Organism: Amaranthus tricolor (Joseph's coat)
Lineage: Eukaryota; Viridiplantae; Streptophyta; Magnoliopsida; Caryophyllales; Amaranthaceae
Product: BTB/POZ domain-containing protein At1g67900
Exons: 4
Coding region: 578-2452 (624 amino acids)
Source: RefSeq, a predicted model, not a curated record